Messenger RNA from Spodoptera frugiperda (fall armyworm), 2092 nucleotides. Its product is annotated as myrosinase 1. Gene Ontology annotation, biological process: carbohydrate metabolic process. Gene Ontology annotation, molecular function: beta-glucosidase activity. The transcript has 9 exons. Bases 447 to 1961 code for a protein of 504 amino acids. The record is from RefSeq and is a predicted model, not a curated record. NCBI's taxonomy places the organism in Eukaryota, Metazoa, Arthropoda, Insecta, Lepidoptera, Noctuidae.
CACCUGAAUAAUCUUAAGAAAAUGUCGUCAGUAUUCCUACCCAAAAUCAUUGUGCAAAAUAUUAUUUAAAGUUGUUAGUAUUCGGUAAAGUUGAUUUUUAUUUAAACGUUGAACUUUAAUUCACAAACAAUAUUUAACUGUGAAAUCCUUCUACUCGUAAUAAAUAGUUAUAAUUCUGACCAAUAACACAUAUUCUUGAGUUUAUAAUAUCGAAUCCUCAGAUCAGCUGAGAUAGUAGUGAUUAUAUUUGUUGCCAAGGAAACUCUAGCAUGAAACGAGUUAAUCCCUUGUCAGUAAACCACUCCCAGUGGGCUAUCUUCAGAAUAUCGGUACUUGAUUUAUCUCACCGACAAAGAUUCUCGGGGCACUUGACAAGCUAACUUGUGUUGGUGGGUGUCGGUUAGACAGCAGUUCGUCGGAGGAGGUCGACGACGCGACACGGAACAAUGGCGAUGCUGACUUGGACCAUUAUUGGGCUGCUGGCGCUCUGCCACUCGAGUAUAGCUUACACCAAAUUCCCUCCUGGGUUCACGUUUGGCGUAGCGACAGCUUCCCAUCAGAUUGAAGGUGCCUGGAAUGUCAAUGGCAAAUCCGAAAAUGUUUGGGACCGUCUGUCUCACACGCGUCCCGAGAUGAUCGCUGAUGGUACCAACGGUGACAUUGCCUGCGACUCCUACAACCGCUAUCUGGAGGAUGUAGAGGAACUGGAAUAUCUUGGAGUUGACUUUUACCGGUUCUCUCUGUCUUGGGCACGUAUCUUGCCCACUGGCCGCGUAGAUCAAAUCAACCCUGAUGGAAUCCGCUACUAUAACGAUCUCCUUGACGCUUUGGCUGCGAAGAACAUCGAACCUCUCGUGACCCUGUUCCAUUGGGACCUGCCCCAAACUCUGCAAGAUCUUGGCGGCUGGGCGAACCCUAAAAUGGUUGACUACUUCCGUGACUACUCUGACGUGUGCUUCAGAGAGUUCGGAGCCAAAAUCAAGUCUUGGAUCACGUUCAACGAGCCUUAUGAGAUCUGCGAGGAUGCUUACGGUGAUGAGAAGAAGGCUCCAGCUGUGAACAGCCACGGUGUUGGUAACUACCUGUGCAGUGACAACCUGCUGAAGGCUCACGCCGAGUCCUACCACUUGUACAACGAGACCUACCGCCCAGUCCAGAACGGAAGGAUCAUGAUUUCCAUCAACUCCAUCUGGUAUGAGCCCAGUGACCCUUCCAACGCCGAACAGGUUGUUCUUGCCGAAGUAGCCAAUCAGUUCAAAUUUGGUUGGUUCGCGCACCCUAUUUUCACCGUUGAAGGAGGAUACCCUGCAGUGAUGGUUGAAAACGUGGCUCGUCAGAGCGCAGCUGAGGGUCUUCCCAAAUCGCGUCUAGAGCAGUUUGACGACUACUGGAUUCAGAGGAUCAAGGGUACAUCCGACUUCCUUGGUAUCAACCACUACACCACACAUUUGGUCACUGGACCCGGAGUCGACCCCACCGCUAAGUCACCAUCUUGGUUGAAAGACAUCGGCGCAGUUACCACCAUGGAAGUCGGUGGUGAUUCUGCUUCAGAGUGGCUUAGGGUAGUGCCAACUGGCUUCGCCAACCUGCUCCGUUGGUGCAAGAGCUCAUACAACGACCCACCGAUCUACAUCACAGAGAACGGUUUCUCAGACUUGGGUACCUUGCUGGACUACGACCGUAUCAAGUAUUUCAAUGAUUACUUGAGCGAGAUCCUGAACGUGAUCUACGAUGACGGCGUCAAUGUGCUCGGCUACACCGCCUGGACCCUCAUGGACAACUUCGAAUGGAGGGCUGGAUUCUCCGAGCGUUUCGGCUUUUACUAUGUAAACAUUACUGACCCCGAACGCCCGCGCACCAAGAAACUCUCAGCCGACUACUACCGCGACCUGAUCGCUAACCGAGAGCUACCUCAGGACGAGCGCUACAAGAUUACGACAACACCAAGAAGUGAGUUGUAAUAUAUCGUCGUAUAAAUGUAUAAACACGUGGGAAGUGAAAUAUGUAAUAGGUAUUAAAACAAAUAUUUAUUUAAUUCAUAUAAGAAUAUCGAAUUAUUUACAAUGAAAUUAUAGUAAAUUAAUAACGUUGA